AAAUAUUUUGUGACAUACUUCUGAGUCUUACGAAUCCUCUGAGCUAAGAUGACAGGAUUUCAAUGAAUGACAAUGUAACUGACGGAAAAAAUACUCUUAAAAGUAUAUAUUUCUUUCCCACGGUAAAAUUGAAAAGAGUCUAAAUUAACGAGUAUUGGGUCAUUGAUACCCCGCCACACACACAUUAAUUAGCCGGCCUCAGAUGUUCACAAACCACCACUGAGCUGCUGAUGAUUCAGUCUGACACGAACUACCGAACAAGUGGACUAGUUUUCUUAAACUUCUUUCUUUUGGUCACGAUGGGUUCCAAUGAUGAAUUAGUGAAAUUGUGGCUUUCUGCUGAUGCUGUUUGUUUCGAUGUUGACUCCACUCUUUGCAAAGAAGAAGCAAUUGAUGAACUUGCAAAGUUCUGUGGAGUUGGUGAAGAAAUUAGAAAAUGUACCAUUGAAGCAAUGAAUGGUAACAUCAGCUUCCAAGAUGCAUUAAGAACUAGGUUAAAUAUUAUUAAACCAAGUAAAAGUAUUCUUAAACAGUUUAUAGAAACUCAUCCACCAAAAUUAACCGAUGGAGUCAAAGACCUGAUACUUAUACUACAGAAAAAAAACAUUGAUAUCUAUCUUAUUUCGGGAGGAUUCCGUACCAUCAUUGAGACUGUCGCCAAAGAAGUGAACAUUCCAAAAGAUCAUAUAUUUGCAAACAGGUUGCAGUUUGAUCAAGAUGGUAAUUAUGUUAGUUUUGAUAAAGCAGAGCUCACAGCCAAGAGUGGUGGUAAAGGACAAGUGAUUCAACUUUUGAAAGAUAAACAUAAUUAUAGCAAUUUAAUUAUGAUCGGUGAUGGUGCAACUGACAUGGAAGCUUCUCCUCCUGCUGAUGCUUUUAUUGGUUUUGGAGGUAAUGUUGUGAGGAAGAAAGUGAAGGAAGAAGCAAAAUGGUUUGUGAUGUCUUUUGCAGAAUUAACUAAUGUAUUUAAAAAUGGUUCCAAUAAUAUGGAGGUGUAAAAGAAUCUGCAAUUGACUGAAAUAUUGAAGUGCCGGCCUAUGGCUUAAUAACAAGAUUGUAAAUCCUCUGUAGUCUACAGAUGGUGGUUUCAAACCCUAACUACAUAUCUACAUGAGACUAUCUGAGAGCUUUUUUAACAAAGUCCAACAAGAAAGAAUCUAUUCUCACCAGGAACCCUUGGAAUGAGAUAAAACCCUGCCACAUAUCAUUAAAAAUAAGACUCGAAACACAA
Octopus sinensis (East Asian common octopus) is the source of this 1231-nucleotide messenger RNA. Its product is annotated as phosphoserine phosphatase. The record is from RefSeq and is a predicted model, not a curated record. Gene Ontology annotation, molecular function: magnesium ion binding; L-phosphoserine phosphatase activity. Gene Ontology annotation, cellular component: cytoplasm. Lineage: Eukaryota; Metazoa; Mollusca; Cephalopoda; Octopoda; Octopodidae. The transcript is spliced from 7 exons. The coding region runs from base 231 to 998 and encodes 255 amino acids. Gene Ontology annotation, biological process: L-serine biosynthetic process; dephosphorylation.